GGUCGUAGCAUAAAGAAAAGCGAAAAGCUCUGGUUGCACGCAACCUAUAUCCGAUUGAAAACGACUUGCUCCGUUUAUUUUAGUAAUAUGCAUCAACAGAAUCCUGCUCCUCCGACACGAAUUGUUAUUCACCCCACAUACAGACAGUCAGGACAAUGUGGUGGCCCCGAAUGCUGCAAGAAAUGUGCUCUGAUUUUCUUCACGAUUAUGUUUUUGCUCGUUGGUUUUAUCUUGACUAUGGUUGGAAAUUUGGCGAAACCUUUCUGGGGCCCUGAAGAUGACUGGUGUGACUUCUGUAAAGAAGACAGGCUUGAGACGGAGCGAAAUCUAAAAAAUUGUCGAAUCGUUGGGCCAAUUUUCUUGGCGAUCGGCGUUGUAUUGUUGAUUGCUACCAUAGUGUAUUCUCGCAUCCAGAGAAAGAACAAUGCCGGACAAGUUAUAAGCGGAGCGAAUACUGGUCAGAUAGGUUCAACAACUCAAGGAGGAUCGGGCAAUGUAACGACCACCACUCAAUAUCCUAGCCCCUAUGGCUUUCAACAGCCGGCGUACGGGCAAACACCCAUGUAUCCCCCGGGAUCAUAUCCGCCACCGGUACUGCCCGCUGGACAUUCGACUUAUCCGACAGCACCAGCUUAUCCUUCAUCGACUCAGUACCCUUUUAAUUCUCCCUAUAAUAUUCAAGCACCAUACCCAACAGAGAUGCCUCCACCCCCAUCAUAUGAAAGUACUGUUGGCCAAAGUGACACUGCUCCAAGUGCCCCUCCUGCAGAGAAAGUGGAAGCAUAGAAAUGAAAGAAAGAAAGGUUGGAUUUUGGUCAAUUUUGCUUGUUGCCCUCGAGUCAUAUUACUUGACUCUCUCUUUAACAAUUAUUCCUCGAGGCGGAAUGGGCUAUUGACUCAGAGACCAUGAGGGCUCAAGGAAUAAUUAUUUUAGUAAAAUCCAACUAGUCGGUCAAAAAUAUCAAGAAAAGACAACUUUAGCCAGUUAAAACUAGAAAUUUUGCCGCCAAAAAGCCAACGCUUUCGCUACUAGUGGGCUAUAGCAUAUAGCCUAGUAGUAGCUCAACCACUCAGAAUGCAGCAUUGAUGGUAGACCACUAGUUGGAUUUUACUAAUAACAGAUACCUCUUUAAGAUGGACACCUUGGUGCUAUAGACACCUAGAAUUGGUUCCUACAGGUACCUUACUUUACUCCCUUUAUGCAACUCUCUAUAAGAUUGACAACACUAUUAGACAGGCACUUGGUGACAUUCCCAAAGUGUUCGUCUUACAGAGAGUUGACUGUACAUAUUACUUUAACUUCAGGGCUCGAAGUUAUCUUUUUAGUGCACUUGCAAAGUUUUGCUAGUAAGAUUUUUUUCGACUAGCAAACUGGUGAGACCACAAGCAAUUUAUUUCCCUUUGUUUGGGAGACAUGGAUAAUUCUAACUCGCAAUCGCUUGCUAGUGGAUAUUUUUCUUACUCGCAGAUUAUCAAAAUCACUCGCAUUUUGCGAGUUUGCAAGCGUUAAUUUCGAGCCCUGAACUUGUGACAACUUUUGAUUACUUUACAAAACAUGUCCCAACUUCCUUCAACUACAGGUAUAAUCCAUUCUUUGGUUAAACCAGGUUUUAAAGAUUUGAGCAGGUGUCUGCUAAAUGGCUGAACAAUUCAAGUUAGUGAUCCAUACAAAUAGUAUUAAAAGUAAGGACUGUUGUUGACAGCGACUGAUGUUUUGACAACCCUGGGUAGUCAUCUUCAGAGUCUGAAGAUGACUACUGCACAGGUUGUCGAAAUGUCAGUCUCUAUCAACAAUAGUCCUAUUCAGGACUAUGCUCACCCGAACAAUCAUACAAUGUAUUCCACCCUCUUCUGAAAUGACUCCUAGGCUUAAACCUUUCACAGUAUUAAAAGUAUUGGAAAUCUGGUGAGUCAUUUGUUUUGGUAAAGUUGAACCUCUCUAUAACAGCCCAUCUGAUAGGGUGCAAUAGAAAAUCAGAAAUUGUGUGAUAUUUUCAAGGUAGAUUGUGCAAUAAGAUAGGACUAUUGUGUGAUAAAUUAUGCAAUUUUGGGGGGGCUAAUUAGGUUUAAUUAGGAUUUUUUCAGGUUUCAAAGGAGAAAAAUCACUUUAAUUUUGUGUAACAGGCAAUUUGAAUGUAAGAGAAUCAGAAUAAUAAAACAUCUAUUUUAAAACAAAUUACGUUAAAUUUGUCCAAUAAGUUUGACCUGGGAAAGAAAACAAAUAGAAAGAAAGAAAAGGACACUUGUUUAAUAAUACAUGAUGCCGUUACACCACUGACCAUACUGCUUGUCUCGGAAAUCAAAAUGGCUGCCCAGAUACCCUGAUCAAAGGUUUCAGAUGUCUUGCAAGGCUUUCUUUAGUCUUAAAUCACCUUAAAUAACAUUAAGAUUGGGAAAAUGUUUGAUUAAAGUUAGAAUUUAUUGUUUACUUUACUUGAAUUUUGAAUUUAGCAUUAUUUUUUUUUACGAAUUAUGCGAUUUUCCUCAAAUUGUGCGAUCGGAUGCAAUUUGAGAUCAAUUUUGCGAAAACGCACCAUCAUGUAAUAUCAGAUGGCCUGCUAUAACGGUUACCUUGGGGACAGAAGAAGGUGGCCAUUGUAGAGAGGUUGAAACAAAAGUUAAUGUAUGGACUGUGUGCCGAAAAAAUGGCCGUCGCAGAGAGGUGGCUGUUAGUGGAGGUUCAGUUGUAUUUGCUAUAAGAGAAUGGGAAACUUAGGGAACCUAGUAUCAUACAGUAUAACAAGUUUAGCUAAAUAGCUAAUCUAUAAGCUAAUCUACCACACGGGAAAAUGCCAUCUUAUAAGGUCUUGAGCAAAAGUUGACCUGGGUCAAGUUGAAACCAACCCAGCUUUAGACAAACUGAAAUGAUGAACACUGCCUUAUUCUUCUAUCAAUUUCACAUUUUGCCCAACACUGGGGCCCAUUUCUUGAAAGUCCCAAUAAUAAUAUUACAGGCCCUCUUUUUUUACUUUCAAUUAGGUGCUUUUUUUCACUGAGCUGUUUAUGUUUGCUUCAUGUUUAUGGUGAGAUGAUAGUUUUGAAACCAAAACUACAAGACAGUAUAAAACCAUCUGUUAUUAUGAAACCUGGUAAAUGAUAUUGUAAAAUAUGACUUUGGGCCCCUAAAAGAUGUUGGGAUUUUUAAGAAACAGACCCAGGCACAUUCAGGUGGCCUGAAUGGAAUAUUGUAAGUGGUUAAUAUUAUUGUCUUAUUUAAUUGUAGGUUUGCCUGAAAGUUUUGUUAUCUGAAGGAUGAGGUCAAGUGAAGUACUGAAAAUGCCUUGAAUCUGUCACUGUAAGACAAAUACUAUACAUGUAUGUCUUUUCUGAUUAUUUUAAAGUUCUACUGAAACAAAUAAGAACUAGUUUGAAAAUAUAAUGAUUAUAACCUUUUUUAAAACUACACUGUAGUUCAUUAUCUUACAAAUAAGAGAAAUUACCCCUUAAGUCAAUGAAAAACUAAUUUUCGUGCAUGUUUUUUAUGCCAAUAUUGCUAUGCUGUGGAAGUUAAUGCAACAUAGCACAAUGCUUAGUUAGAUAUGUAUCAUGUGGGAACCAGGUGGUCAGCACAUGCAUUGCAAGUCAAGUGCAUAAGAGAUGUCAACAACUUACAAAUAAAUGCCUAGUUGAAGUGUCAACUCAGAACUGAGAAAGAGAGAGAGCCUCUAGAAAAUUGAAUUCUAAUCAGAAAGGGAUGGGUUCUGAGUGUUGUACCCCAAAUUAGGUGUCAAUGACAAAAUUUGUAUCCUUUCCAAAAAAUUUAAAAGUUUUUAAAUUUGCAUCUUCUUAUAAUUGCAUGAUGUCAAAUGGCUUACAGGACAAGCCAAGGAAAUGUCCAAAUUUGUUGAACUUAGGGUCAUUUCUCAAGCCUAAAUCUCUUUGUGCACUCAAUCUCUUCAGAGCAAAAAAAUCAAGUAAAAAGAGACAAGUAUAAUGUUUGUUUCAGUGGCACUUAGAACACUUCUUAAAGGUAUUUUUUAGUGUGGAUUACUGGUAUUUUAGAUGUACAAUGUAUUACCUUCCAGGCCCCUGUUGUUCAAAAGCUGGAUAGCGCUAUCCAUCGGAUAAAUCUCUAUCCAGUAGAUAACAGUGGAUUAAGUUUUGAUGAGUUUGCAUUUGUUGUGACCACUGUUACAGCUGUAACAACUGGGACAUGUAUGUAUAAUGUAAUGCAUAUUUUUCACAGAGUAUGUCGCUACACUCUGUAUGGGAAGAGGUAAUAAUUGCUAGCACUUUAUAUGCCAUAUUAUUGUUCUGGUUUUGUAUUUAAUGAGAAUUUAACUCCUUUGUUAUGGCAAAACAAUGUGAAAUAUUUAUUGCAGAAAAAAAGUAUGAAUUCCAAUAAUUUGUUUGCUGAAAAACAUGUGCUAAGAAGAUUUAAAGCUACAAAAAAUAGCAUAUGAGAGUAAACUAUUUUUGCCUUCAAAUUUCCUGCAGGCAGCUUUUUAAAGUUUUGAUGAGAUUGCAUUUGUUGUGACCACUGUUAUGUAAUAAACUGGGCAGGUCCUUAAGUGGAGGGGGGG
Messenger RNA from Porites lobata, 4523 nucleotides. Lineage: Eukaryota; Metazoa; Cnidaria; Anthozoa; Scleractinia; Poritidae. The record is from the annotation of a GenBank genome assembly.